Messenger RNA from Seminavis robusta, 1836 nucleotides. Lineage: Eukaryota; Bacillariophyta; Bacillariophyceae; Naviculales; Naviculaceae. The record is from the annotation of a GenBank genome assembly.
AUGAUGACUACUGCUAAGCUUUCCGCUAUCUACCAGCAUCAAGAAACGGAAUCUACUUCUCUCCUGGGAUCCCCGUACAAGAAGGAUAAAGCAGAGUUCGGUCGGAUUCCAUGGCGCCGCUUCAUGGAUUUGGGAAUUGGGUUUGCCCUGUGCCUUAUUCUCGCUGUUUUCAUGAACCAUGAGAAGCACAACGCUAACCAUACCCAGCCACAGCUUCCACAGCACGUCGAGCGCCAAGAAGCACAACACAGUCACCUUCGAUCGGAGGAAAGUCACCACAAGUCAAAGUCCUCGCCAUACUCCUCUAUCCCAGAAGAAGCCAAAAAUAUCACCAGUCAGUACAAGCGGUUCCAAGCCAUGGGAUUCGAAAUCUACACGGGAGGUGCUCCAGCCUUGCUGCUCCAGGAGACUCCCGCCGUGGCCGGAGACAAUCAGAACGCCAAGACGCCCACCAUGAUUCACAACCCAGAGUGCAAUGGUUUGAGCUCUUAUGGGCACUUUGAUGAUUACGAUAUUACCAAUUCGACCUUGCCCUCGAGUCUGUGGCAAUGCUACCUGGGAGAAGCGGACCAAGCCCAAGAUGUUCGGCGUCGAAUGAAAAUCAUGACGGACGCGGUGGAACGAGCCUAUGAACAAGCCAAUCACUCUCCCGACAUUCUCAAGAUCUUUAUUGCCCCCGAGUUCUUUUGGCGUGGAAGAGAAGGAGCGUAUGUCUUUGACGUGAAUGAAACGCGACGAGAGCGCCUCAAGGACAUGGUGGACGACAAGGACAAAUGCACCGAGGUGUGUCAGAUCAUGCUGGGAUUGGAGCAACUGGUGUCUCAGAAAAAGUACAAGGACUGGCUCUUUCUCUUUGGCACUGUGGUUGUCAGCGAGACGCUUCCCAAAGAGGACGCUUUUGACUACCUCUUUUACAACUUUGCUCCAGUCUACAAGGGGUACGACCCAGAACUGGAAGACCACUAUGGCAAGAGGUUCCUGGUCCCCAAGCGCUAUGUCAGUAACGUGGACUUUCUCACUCCAGUCCGACAGUACAAUGGUACCAUUGCCAAAGAGCUCAUAGAUGUGACCCAAGAACAAUUGGCCUUGUCACGUCAACGUUUGGAACAACACCAAGAAGAGACUCUCGAAGUGAAACCCAAAGAGGGCGAUGAGGAUCCACAGGUGGUCGUUCAGAAUCCUUUUGAAAUGAAGCGCGACUUUUACGAUCGAGAAAUGUGGUAUGCCUACAAAGACGAGCUCAAUGAGCUGGGCUACAUCAUGAUUGAGUAUGAUUGGCUCAUUCUGGACAACAUUACCUUUACCAUGGAGGUUUGUCUGGAUCAUGAUGCCCGCACAGCAUUGAAUGCCUAUCUAGCAGACAAUGUCAUGGGCAGUCCCACCCGUGUCCCCAAGAGCAUACGUCGUUGGGAUCCCGUGGCUCACAAGUAUGUGGGGGAUGUGGACUAUGUCCGCAUUCCUCGUCAUCAAGCACAGCUAUCCCUCGUUUCCAGCAUGGGCAUGACGGCCAAUCCGGAAAGCUUGGCAUUGACACAGAACGGAACUCUCAUCUUGCAGGAUGGUCAAUCGGCUGGAUCUGGUUCCAUGGCCUUUGAAUGGGAUUGCGAUAGCAAGUCCUGGCAUUUCAAGGGAGGCAGUGAAUUCAUUUCUCGUACUGCGGCCAUUACGGAUACUCGAAUCGAUUUCAAAUACCAGAUCCACGCCCCCGAUCAUCACGCGAGUGUGUACCAGAAGACCAAGGACGAAUGGAAAGGUGUCAUCCAGGGAGUCUUCACUACGACCAAGUACGAACCCAAGAUUACGGUAUAUCCCAUCCACCAUAUUGCAGAGGUCUGA